This is a messenger RNA of Vicugna pacos (alpaca), 770 nucleotides long. It is a transcript of the gene DCTPP1, whose product is annotated as dCTP pyrophosphatase 1. Gene Ontology annotation, biological process: DNA protection; dCTP catabolic process. The record is from RefSeq and is a predicted model, not a curated record. Gene Ontology annotation, molecular function: dCTP diphosphatase activity. NCBI's taxonomy places the organism in Eukaryota, Metazoa, Chordata, Mammalia, Artiodactyla, Camelidae. Gene Ontology annotation, cellular component: cytosol.
GGCGGGGGCUCUGAGCUUGGACCCAGGUUCUCCCAGGCAGUCCCGACUGCUGUGUGGUGGGCAGCAUGUCAGCUGGUGAGGAGAGGCGUGGGGACACGGAGGGAGAGGGCACUGCUUCUGCCGGCCCCUUCAGUUUCAGUUCUGAACCCACGCUGGAGGACAUCCGCCGCCUCCAUGCUGAGUUUGCUGCUGAACGAGACUGGGACCAGUUCCAUAAGCCUCGGAACCUCCUCCUGGCCUUGGUGGGGGAAGUAGGGGAGCUGGCGGAGCUUUUUCAGUGGAAGCCCGAUGAGGAGCCUGGCCCUCAAGCCUGGUCCCCCAGGGAACGAGCAGCACUUCAAGAGGAGCUUAGUGAUGUCCUCAUCUACCUGGUAGCAUUAGCAGCCCGCUGCCGUGUAGACCUGCCCCAAGCAGUGCUCUCCAAGAUGGACACCAACCGGCAACGCUACCCAGCACAUCUGUCCCGCGGCUCCGCCCGCAAGUAUACAGACUUGCCCCACGAGGCCACCUCUGAAGACCAGACUGUGAGGCCUGCAGACCUUGCCUGUGAGUCUGCAGGUCAGGCCCCAACCUAGAGACGUAGGCACAGAACCUCCGACCCAGCACGGCAUCUGAGGAGCAGAGGGUGCCCUGGCCAUGGAACUUCAUUCUAGACCUUUCCUAGCAGACCAUGGGCAUGGGGUCUACACUUCUUGAGGUCUGAGGCCCAAGAACUUCCAGAAGAUAACCUCCUGAUUAUUUUGUUUCUCAGUACAAGUUUUGGUUAGCAA